AUGUCAUCGCCUGCUACCGGCAAGGAUCCUCCCACCAAGGACAACAAAGAAGACUACUUCACUGCGAUACCCACGGAGAUGUUCGCCAAUGUGGCGUCGAUGCUAGACGACAAGGAUCAACUCGCGCUACGCCAGACUUGCCACUUUGCGAAGGUAGUGGUGCAAACUGCAUUCAACAAGCGAUACGUCGAAUGCUUGCUCAUCAAGAUCCAACCAAGCAGAGAAGACGAGCUUGAAGCCAUCCUCGGUCUCCUGACCACAGACGACUUCGCUGUCGCCGUGAAGAAGGUCAAACUCGUUGUUCUUGGCCCCAGCUGCGGCAGCUUCAAGUACUACACCAAAACCUUCAGCAAGAUCCUCUCGAAGCUUCCGGUCCAGCUUGAUGUCGAGAUCGAUGGCUCCAACUCAAUCGGACUGGACGACACAGAGGUCCCAGCAGCCGCCGAUGGCUUCCUCCAGGCUCUGGCACAGUCUUCGCAGCAGGUUUCCUCACUGAAGAUAUCCUACAUCUUCCUCGGGACCACCCGCUUGAGGGCUCUGUUCGCUGCGCAGAAGCCGUACCUCCGAAGCAUCGACCUUCAGAUGUUGGUGUUGCAGUAUGGGUCCUGGGGUGGUUUGUUGCGGACUUUCGUCGACGGAGAACUAGACUCCUUCUACUUCUUCCACCUCGAAGUGGCGACCGAGCCGGAGGAACAAGUGCUGGCCUCUAGGAUACUCACCGACCGCUCGAUCAAGAACAAGCAGGGAGAGGAGAUCGGAAACAUCAAGCUCGGACUUGGUAUGGCGCAGCUCAAGGGGCCCAAGUGUGUUAGGAAGGGAUUGAAGAAGAUCUUCAAGGAGUAA
Fulvia fulva is the source of this 843-nucleotide messenger RNA. RefSeq lists its product as uncharacterized. The coding region runs from base 1 to 843 and encodes 280 amino acids. Gene Ontology annotation, molecular function: protein binding. The transcript has a single exon. NCBI's taxonomy places the organism in Eukaryota, Fungi, Ascomycota, Dothideomycetes, Mycosphaerellales, Mycosphaerellaceae. The record is from RefSeq and is a predicted model, not a curated record.